AUGAUCCAUAACUUACCGUCUCACGCUGGACUCUUGUUCAAUACGUCUCCCUCGAUAUUGCUUGCAGGGACUAUGGACCCUGCGUCUGCCUUUGGUUUGGCGACGAAUGUGAUAGCUUUGGUAGACUUCGUCAGUAAACUGGUCUCAAAAAGCUACAAGAUCUACAAUUCAGCCGAUGCCGCCUUCGGGGGAAGCACCGCGCUGCGGGACAUCGCGACGAAUCUGCAGGAACUCAGUCAUGAAGCCGAGUCGCGGUCGACGGGAAACCCGCGCCUUCCCCUCUCCCGUACUGGAUCAUGGUUCUCGUCGGACUUUUUCCCGAAUGUGCCUCGUCUGGAAAUGAAGUCCAAGGCAGACAAGCAGCUGGAGGCUUUGAGUCGGGAGAGCCAGCGCGUCUCGCAGCAGCUUGUGGAUGCAAUUAAGAAGCUCAUGUCUCUGCCCCGGGCGACAAGGUGGGACACGUUCGUCCAGGCGCUGGCGUGUGUCUGGAAGGAAUCCGAGAUACGCGCCCUGGAGGCAGACGUCGAAAGUAUUCGCAAACAGCUCGACACCACGCUGCUUGUGUGCCUGCGACAGCAAGUGGACCGCAUGGCGCUCGAUAGGUCGCGAUCCAAAGACAACGACGUCAAAGACCUCAAGAAAGAGAUACAUGAGUUCAUGGCAGACUGCCAAGCGUGGCAAACCGAUCUCUUCUUCGAGUUGUGCUACAACAACUGGACAACGUCAAGAGAAGAGGAUGUUCACAUGUUCUCCGAUCAAAUGAAGCAGUCCAUCGAGAGGGACAAAGAGGCUCGCUUCAAGAGCCUCAUGUUGCGGCGUCUGUCGUUCCCCGAGCUAGCUAGUCGCGAGCACGAGGUUUGCAACGCGCAUCGCAAGACUUUCGAUUGGCUCUUGUCGAAUGGCCACGACUCAGAGGUGGGAGUGGUCGACUUCAAAGCCUGGCUUCACAGUAGCGACGCCAGCAACUUGUACUGGGUCACCGGUAAGGCGGGCUCCGGGAAGUCUACGCUGAUGAAGCUGAUGCUCCAGGAGCCGCGAACCACGGCGGCGAUCCGUGGUGGAAACUGGGCCAGAGGUCAUGAACUGGUCGUCGCACCGUUCUUUUUCUGGAAUCCGGGAUCCGGCUUGCAGAAGUCGCGAGAGGGUCUACUUCGCACGUUGUUGUACGAAAUCCUUCGCGAACACAAGGACUUGAUACCACAAGUCUUUGAACAAAGGUCCCAGCUCUACGCCGGCCACUCAGUCGAGUUCUGGGAGUGGACUUGGCCCGAGCUGAGACGCGCCUGGGAACGAUUGUUCUUGGAUACGUCCCGGAGGUACUUCUUGCUGGUGGACGGGCUAGACGAACUUGAUGGCACCCAGGAGAAGACCAGAACGAAAGAGACCCAUGAAACUAUCGAGCUCAUGACCAUGGCGGCAAAGCUGCCACACGUGAAGAUUUGUGUAUCCAGUCGGCCCUGGCUGGUGUUCGAAGACGCUUUCAAGGAGCGACCGAGCCUUACCAUGGAAUACCUCACUCGACCGGAUAUCACCUCAUACGUCUCGGACUGCUUCGGAGAGAACGAACACUUUUACAAGCUCGAGAAACAGAAUGCCGAGUUUGCAUCUCAGCUAAUCACCAACAUCGUCGAUAAGGCCCUGGGCGUCUUCCUAUGGGUCGAUCUAGUCGUCAAGUCGCUUUUGACAGGACUGUCGAACUCUGACCGCAUAACUGACCUGCAGCGACGCCUCGACGAGCUGCCGUCAGAGCUCGAGGCUCUUUUCGGCAGGAUGUUAGGUAGCCUGGAGCCGUUCUACCAGGUACACGCGUUCCAGUUGUUCCAAAUCAUCGAAGCAUACAACGACAUCGUGACAGAACGGGUCAAAAGCGACGAGUCUCUUCCCCUGACACUGCUGGCAUUGUUUUUCGCCGACGAGGAAGAUCCUAUGACAGGCAUAAGAGCAUCAGUUGGUGCGCUAAGCCUUGAACAGUCGAAUGAUAGAGAGGAGGAUAUGCGUCGACGACUAAACAGUCGGUGCCGGGGUCUCCUUGAGGCCACUGAGACGGCUUCAGAAGAAGACGCAAUAGCCCCGAGGGUCCGUUUCCUAUCGCGUCGCGCCCAGCACGGCAGUGCGGUCAGGUACUUGCAUAGGACCACCAGGGACUACAUUCGAAAUCCCACAACGUGGGCCAGGAUAGUUGCCGCCACGGGACCCUCGUUCGACCCAUACCGAUGCAUCGCUAACUCGUUGCUGAUGCAGCUGAAGAUCACGAACAUGGAGACCACCGUGUUGAGCCAGUUCCGUACGGCUAUCGCGAACUGCUGCUAUACCAUUGGGCUUGUCGAAUCGGAAGGGGCAGAGUACACCACAAGGUACCUGGACGAGACGGACAGGGCAGCAAACAUGCUCAUGCGGGCAUCCCUGGCGACCAACCCUGCUUUCAAAGCCGCACAGAGGCAGAAGACCAGGAAGCCCAACUGGAUCGAGCUGUACACCUCAUACAGCGUGGUUUCGCUCGUCGACUACGGAGUUGGCAAUCCUAUCGACUUUGUGAACCUCGGCUACGGUGACACGGAGGCGGGACUGCAGAUCGAGGCCGCCCUGUCAAACUAUGCAUGUUCCAAGGUCCAGGCCAUGGCGCCCCUCGAUACAGCGGCGGCCGUCUGGUGGAUGGGCAAGUGCGACAGCAAGGAGAUACAAGAAGCCAUCAAGACAGCAUGUCCUGGGGUCGUCAGCGCCCACAGGCGGAUGGACAGGAAAGCUAAGAGAUGGCGAUGGGCGCGUACCCUGAAACCAAGGUGGAUUAGGCUCGGAAGUUGA
Messenger RNA from Anthostomella pinea, 2802 nucleotides. The record is from the annotation of a GenBank genome assembly. Lineage: Eukaryota; Fungi; Ascomycota; Sordariomycetes; Xylariales; Xylariaceae.